AUGAAGAUCAUGUUGCUCUUGUUUUCCCUAGCAUUCCUUUUUAGCUUCACAACUUCCACAAAUGAUGCUCCAAACCAGCUAUCGAGUGUUGUACGCGAUACAGAUGGUCGUCCCCUCAAGAGCAAUACUAGGUACUACAUUCAUUCAGCUUGUUGGGGAGAAGCCGGCGGAGGUCUACUGCUUGCUGAUCUUGGACAUCAAACACAAGACCGUUGUCCCGCAUCGGUGGUGCAAUCCUUUACUGACACCUACAAUGGUCUUGAUGCCUACGUCAAGCCUAAAGAUCCCAAACAAGACAAGAUUCAGGAAUCCUCCCCGGUAAACAUCAAGUUCAAUCCUUUUGAUUCUUCAUGUGCUGACUGGACUGUGUUGAAGGUCGACAGCUACCCUGAACCCGCGGAUAAGUACACCAUAAGCACAGGUGCAAAGUUGGGAAAUCCCCUUGACGAGAACAGCUGGUUUCAGAUUAAGUCUCUUGGUGGCUCGGCCUACAAGCUAGUCUUCUGUCCCCAUGACGAGGAGAAUUGCAAGGAUGUUGGCCUCGUCGAUCAACGUGGAUAUAGGCGUUUGGCUCUUACAGAGGAUGCCUGGCCCUUUGUGUUCAUAAAGGAGGCCAGUAAAUAUGGAAAGGCCCUUUCCGACGAAUAA
This is a messenger RNA of Lycium barbarum (goji berry), 648 nucleotides long. RefSeq names its product 21 kDa seed protein-like. Gene Ontology annotation, molecular function: endopeptidase inhibitor activity. Bases 1 to 648 code for a protein of 215 amino acids. Lineage: Eukaryota; Viridiplantae; Streptophyta; Magnoliopsida; Solanales; Solanaceae. The transcript has a single exon. The record is from RefSeq and is a predicted model, not a curated record.